Molecule: messenger RNA, 1725 nt
Organism: Eleginops maclovinus (Patagonian blennie)
Lineage: Eukaryota; Metazoa; Chordata; Actinopteri; Perciformes; Eleginopidae
Gene: gimapl
Product: GTPase IMAP family member 4
Exons: 4
Coding region: 153-956 (267 amino acids)
Molecular function (GO): GTP binding
Source: RefSeq, a predicted model, not a curated record
GCUUUUACUUUGAAAGAGCUAAGCGGAAGCCCUUUGUUUUACAUUCCAGUUAGCUUUAUCACCCUGUUAGCAUUGAAGGAGGAAGUCUCUUUUCUGCGGAUUUAAGGCAAAUUAAACCUAAAUAAAACCUACUUUAGCGAUAAAAACAGACUAUGGACGCGAGUAGGAAGCCUCAGACAGAAGACACCCCGGGACCAGAGGAGAAGGCCAGGCAGGCAGCGGCUGCAGUGAAGGCUGCGAACCGUUUACCUGAGCUGCGUCUGGUGGUGCUGGGUUGGAGGUGGCCGGGGAAAAGCCUGACAGGAAACACCAUCCUGGGGAAGGAGGAGUUCCAUCUGGAGCGAGCGGCUGAGUUCUGUGUGAAGAGACAGGCGGAGGUGCUGGAGCGGCAGGUGACGGUGGUGGACACGCCCGGCUGGUUCUCCGCCCAGGACACUCCCCCCUCCUACAAGCAGGAGUUGGUGCGAGGAGCUUCCCUCUGUUCUCCCGGUCCUCACGCCUUCCUGCUCGUCAUCCCCGUCGGCAUGUUCACCGAGGUGGACCGGCAGUGCAUCGAGGAGCAUGUCAGCCUGUUCGGAGAGAGCGUGUGGAGGCACACGAUCGUGGUGUUCACUUGGGCGGAGGUGCUGAGGAACAUCUCCAUCGAGCGGUACAUCCGGCGGGAGGGCAAGGACCUGCAGUGGGUCCUGGAGAAGUGCCAUCGGAGGUACUUUGUGAUCAAUAACUGUAUAUUCGGAGAGCACCCCCAGGUGGGCCGGCUGCUGGAGAGGGUGGAGAAGAUGGUGGCGGCGGAGGGAGGGUUCUACAACUCGGAGGAGGAGGUGGUGGUGGAAGAGGAGAAGAAGGAGAAGGCUGUGGAGGAGAACCAGAACAGGGAGGGGCGGGAGCUGGGAGCCCGGCCCAAACAGAGCUCAGCGCUGAGUCUGUCCAAAACCGUGGAGGCGCUGUCCAAUUAACGGCGACCAAUCGGAGCGCUCGGACUGCGAAGCUGCUUCCUAUCGGAGGAGGAUUCCACUGAAAGUAAAGAAACGGUGGUUUUAAUUUAUUUUUUAAAUCAGACUGAUUAUUCAUGAUGUUCUUCACUGUGACGAGGCCUUUUAUUUCAUGCUCUCCUCAGACACCCCCCCUGUUAUAGAGUAAAGGGCUGUGUGAAGAGGGUCUUAUUAACGCUGUUACACCUGCAGACGUCUCCCUCUGACCUCCCGGCAGACUGCACUACUCCACUGUUACUUUAAUUAAUAAUGUUUAUAUUCUGCCGCUGGGAUCCUGUAACUGAGUCCUGUUUGUUGUGACCAAACUGUAAAUGCUUUUCCUGUGCUUUUAAAGCCGGUUAUGGAUUAUUAUUGUUACCUAAAUGCAUCUGUAACGUGUUCCUGUCACCAUGUGGAAGCUGAAGGAUGAGUUCUGGUCAUAGAAUAAUCCUUUUAGUGUCAGUAAUUACCUUUUAAAGCAUUUAAAUUGUCUAUUUUUGCAGGUUUUUAGUGUUAAAAAAACAUAAUAUAUUUGGGGUUUCUGGAGCUAAUUUGACAAGAUGAGAUAUUUCCAGCUGUCUUCUGUGGCUUUAGGGGAGAUUAAUGGUUGUUGUACCCCUAUUUUUACAUUAAAUAUGACCUUUUAUUGACCAAAUGAUUCAAAGGUGGAAGCACCCUUUUUUUUUUUACACACAUUUUUUGGUAGAAAUUCUUAAUAAAACUGGUGUUGUCAGACAGUAACACCCCUACUCUU